UGGCACAUUUCGUUUUAACCUCUUAACGAAAAACUUAUCAAGAUGUCUGGACGUGGAAAGGGAGCCGGUAAAGCCAGAGCAAAGGCCAAGACUCGUUCUUCCCGUGCUGGUCUUCAGUUCCCAGUGGGUCGUGUCCACAGGCUGCUCAGAAAAGGCAACUAUGCUCAGCGUGUUGGCGCCGGCGCUCCAGUCUACCUGGCUGCAGUGCUCGAGUACCUGACCGCUGAGAUCCUGGAGUUGGCCGGCAACGCUGCCCGCGACAACAAGAAGACCAGAAUCAUCCCCCGUCACUUGCAGCUGGCUGUCCGCAACGACGAGGAGCUCAACAAGCUGCUUGGCGGAGUCACCAUCGCUCAGGGUGGUGUGCUGCCCAACAUCCAGGCUGUCCUGCUGCCCAAGAAGACCGAGAAGGUCGCCAAGAAGUAAAUCCCGGAUCCGACUGCAUUUGAAACCCAAAGGCUCUUUUAAGAGCCACC
Messenger RNA from Larimichthys crocea (large yellow croaker), 476 nucleotides. Its product is annotated as histone H2A. The transcript has a single exon. Lineage: Eukaryota; Metazoa; Chordata; Actinopteri; Sciaenidae. The record is from RefSeq and is a predicted model, not a curated record. Gene Ontology annotation, cellular component: nucleosome. Gene Ontology annotation, molecular function: structural constituent of chromatin; DNA binding; protein heterodimerization activity. The coding region runs from base 43 to 426 and encodes 127 amino acids.